Molecule: messenger RNA, 480 nt
Organism: Lontra canadensis (Northern American river otter)
Lineage: Eukaryota; Metazoa; Chordata; Mammalia; Carnivora; Mustelidae
Gene: GNRH1
Product: gonadotropin releasing hormone 1
Exons: 3
Coding region: 104-394 (96 amino acids)
Biological process (GO): multicellular organism development
Cellular component (GO): extracellular region
Molecular function (GO): gonadotropin hormone-releasing hormone activity
Source: RefSeq, a predicted model, not a curated record
CUUCCGCCUCCUAUAGACUUAACAUAGAAACAUUAGGCUUAUCACCAAAAAGGUCUUGACUUUUUGCUCAACCCAGUCCAGGUCUGUUCUCACUGUUGCACUGAUGUUCCUUAGAAUGGAGCCGAUUCCCAAACUUGUCGCUGGUCUUCUUCUGCUGACGUUAUGUGUGGUGGGCUGCUCUGGCCAACACUGGUCCUAUGGACUGCGUCCUGGGGGAAAGAGAAAUGCUGAAAAUUUGAUCGAUUCUUUCCAAGAGCUAGCAGAAGAGCUUGAUCAACCAGCAAAACCUCAGCGCUUGGAAUGCACAAUCCACCAGCCCCCACCUCCCCUCAGGGACCUGAAAGGAGCUCUGGAAAGUCUGAUUGAAGAGGAAACUGGGCAGAAGAGGAUUUAAAUCCGCUGAACCAGAGGGACUGACAACACAAGUGUAAUUCUGAUAUUGAAACUUGUGACUCAUUUGACAUCUUUAAAUUGUGUGAA